Pararge aegeria (speckled wood butterfly) is the source of this 817-nucleotide messenger RNA. RefSeq lists its product as uncharacterized. The record is from RefSeq and is a predicted model, not a curated record. Gene Ontology annotation, molecular function: oxidoreductase activity. The transcript has a single exon. Lineage: Eukaryota; Metazoa; Arthropoda; Insecta; Lepidoptera; Nymphalidae. The coding region runs from base 29 to 775 and encodes 248 amino acids.
AAUUGUGAGAAUAAUAAAAUACAGCAAAAUGAGCUUCAAAGAUAAAGUGGCUAUUGUGACAGGCGCGAGUUCGGGCAUCGGAGCCGCAGUGGCGAUUGCAUUGAGCGCAGAAGGCGCUUCUGUGGCCAUUGUCGGACGAAAACAGGCCAAGUUGGCCGCGACAAAAACGCGCUGCGCCAACGCCUUGGUCAUACGAGCCGACGUUACCAACGAUGACGACGCCCGAAGAAUCGUAGACGAGACUAUCGAAGCUUUUGGAAAAAUAGAUAUUCUUAUCAACAACGCCGGAGGUUCCACUUUCGGAAAUAUAUUCGAUGAUAACAUAAUGACAGCGUACGAUAUGACAAUGGCGGUGAACCUUCGAGCCGUAUUCCGUGUGACGAGCUUGGCUGUCCCCCAUUUGAUAAAGACGAAAGGAAACAUAGUCAAUGUAUCGAGUGUUGCUGGGCAGAGUACACAUUUUGUAUCGGAAGCGUUAUCGUAUGCAGUUUCAAAGGCAGGAUUGAUUCACUUUGGCGCGUGUCUAGCGGCUGACUUAGCGGAACAUGGCGUCAGGGUGAACACGAUCAGUCCGGGACCUGUGGUCACUGAUUUAAUGGAGAACUGCGGGGUGUCGAUAACAUGGGAUAGUUUGAAACCGCUCACGGCUUUAAAUAAGGUAUCAGAAGCGCAGGAGAUUGCAGAUUUAAUAUUGUUCGUCGCCAGCGACAAGGCCAAGUCAAUAACUGGUUCGAACUUCACUAGCGACAACGGGUGGAUGAUAAAGCGUAACUAAGGCACUUUUUUAAGGUUUACGAACGUAUUACGCCGCCGCGCC